Messenger RNA from Dreissena polymorpha, 10894 nucleotides. RefSeq lists its product as uncharacterized. Gene Ontology annotation, biological process: protein dephosphorylation; negative regulation of MAPK cascade. The transcript is spliced from 9 exons. Gene Ontology annotation, cellular component: cytoplasm. Bases 395 to 4099 code for a protein of 1234 amino acids. NCBI's taxonomy places the organism in Eukaryota, Metazoa, Mollusca, Bivalvia, Myida, Dreissenidae. Gene Ontology annotation, molecular function: protein tyrosine/threonine phosphatase activity; MAP kinase tyrosine/serine/threonine phosphatase activity. The record is from RefSeq and is a predicted model, not a curated record.
UUCUAUUUAUAGUAUGGCGUUUGAUUGGCCACGUUUAACCUCCAUUCAUAAAUUUAGCAGCUGGUAGAUAACAUACAGAGGUCAACUCAACACAGCAUAAUUAUCGCUUUCAGUUGAAUUUUAAAGUCAAAGAGAAAAAACGGUAAUGGCAUCUAAUAUUGUAAAACAACAGAACUAAUGCAAAAAUGAAAGGUUUUGGCCAAGAACCGAAUGCAUACUUCUGUGCCCGCUACACCAUUUCUUGUCGCCACAAGUUCACAUACAGCCGAUCAGUUUGAGAAUUAUGUAGAUCAUAAAGAUGACGGAGAUUUGAUCUUAAAGCUUAAAUUCACAUUGUGAGAAUUCGUCCAUUCUUGAUACAGGAACCUCUACCACGAUAAUAGAUGCACUAAAAAUGGAUGAAGUAGAUGCCCCAUCUUGGUUACUCACCAAAAAACCUCAGGAAAUGCAUUCCUGGACUCGUAAAUCAGCCUCUAGAAAUCAGUCAUUAUCAUUGUCAUCUUCAACUUCAUCAGCAUUAACCUCCAGAUCACUAUCUCUGUCAUCAUCAUUGUCAGCACCAUUUUCAAGUUCUGGUAAAUUACUCCAAUCAGCAUCACGACUCAAUGAUCGCCUAUCUUUUACGGAUCCUUCUUUACGCAUGGUGUCAAGAAUGUCAGCAGAUCCUACAAUACAAACCCUGGAUUCUCCGGAUUCAGCAGGAUUUUAUGACUUGGAAAGUUCCUAUCCACGGAGUUCUUUAAGUCUUUCAUCUUUCUCAGAUGUUUCUUCUCUGCUGGAUUCCAACUCCAGUUGGGGAACAGCGUUUUCAAUUGCCUCUCAAGAUUCAGGGUUUGAUGAAGUUGACUCCAGACAUGUGCCACAGAUGCAGCAAUCAGAAGUGGAUGUGGAUAUAUAUUCAGACACAUCUAAGCACAGCAUAGGCAGCUCAGUGAGAAGACAGUGGCCACAAGCAAAUGACAACUUUCAGUCAAGUAUUGGUAAUCCUCUUCUUGAGAGUGGAAAAUGGACAUCAAGCAAUGACAGUUUUACUUCAAGGGGAAGCAACCCUUUUCAGUUGAGUUUUUCACCAAGGGGAAGCCACCCUUUUCUUGAUCAUGAAAGUCUUACUUAUAAGGGAAGCAACUCACUGCAUGAAAUUGAAAGCUCAGAGAGACAAAAUGACUUUUCCUGGGAAAGCUAUGAAUUUUCUUCAACAGAUUUCAAUUCUCAAGUAGGGGCAACUGAGAAACCAAAGGACUACAAGAUUAUCAAACCAGCUGAGUUGGCUUUACUUCUGAAAACUGGACUUGAGAAGUACCUACUGAUUGACAGUCGUUCCUUCCUGGAGUACAAUACAUCUCACAUCCAGCAGUCCUCCAAUGUCUCCUGUACAAAGAUCCUCAAACGACGCCUUCAAUCAAACAAGAUUCAGAUCCGUGACCUGCUGGUACAGAACUGCCACAUAGACGUGGAUGAUCUCAUGGACGUGAUCGUGUACGACCAGUGCACGGAGAACCCGGGCCGCCUUACAGAGGACAACUUCCUUUACAUCCUGCUCGAUAAACUCUCAGAGACGUUCAACACGGUCGCGUUGUUGAAAGGCGGGUUCCUUGCGUUCCAGACGAUGUACCCAUCGCUGUGCGAGAGCAAGGCGAGCAGCUACCGGUGUGCGGCACUCACAUCCCUGUCCCAGCCCUGCCUGCCAGUCACCAACGUGGGACCCACCCGCAUACUGCCCUUCCUGUACCUGGGCUCACAGCAGGACGCCCUCUCACACGACAUUGUACAGGUGAACGAGAUAACUUACGUACUAAACGUGAGUGCCAACGGUCUUAAGCCGUCCCACAUUCCUGAUGGACACUUCCUGCGUAUACCGGUCAAUGACAACUACAGUGCCAAACUGAUCCCGUACUUCGAACAGGCGUUCCAGUUCCUAGACAAGGUCCGGGAGGCGAAUGGUUGCUGCCUGGUGCACUGCCUGGCAGGGAUCUCGCGCUCACCCACCCUGGCCAUCGCCUACAUCAUGAAACACCUCAACAUGUCCUCUGACGACGCUUACAGAUAUGUAAAAGACAAAAGACCCACAAUUUCUCCAAACUUCAACUUCCUUGGCCAGUUGCUGGAGUUUGAGAAACAGCUUCAACAGGAACGAGAACUGAACAACAACCAGUCAGCCGAUAGCCCCAGCCUCAAGCCUGACCCCUGGGCUAGCCCUGCCUCCUCUUGGACAAGCCCUGCAUCCUCAGGGUUCAGCCCCUCCCUCAACGCCUGCAACAAAAAGGGGUUCUCCGUCUCAACUGAUUGUCUAAAAUCUCAGGGUUUGUCACCGCGUUUUGUGCCGGGAAAACAUUCUAUGCCGCAGAAGCCACUCGGAUUAUCUAUUAAAAAGUCAUCGUUUCAUUUGUCAUAUCAAAGUUCCGACUUCAAAGAAAAGGAAGUGACUGGUACGUCAUCGACCAAGAGCGUGUCUGAGAUGACAUUUUCUGAACGAAAAGACAAUGGCCCUGAUCGACCUUGUGUUCUAAACCUUGGCUUGGAUUUACCAGCCAGACGAGUGCCUUUGUCGCUUAACAAGGGACGUGAGGUUAACAUUAUUCCCUCAAAAUCAUUAUCGGACAUCAAAGAAGCAUCGGAGACACCUUCGCCAAUUGUUAGCGCCAAGUCGCAGGAAAAUGUUUAUUCUACCUCAUUUCAAACAACAGAAAGUGCUAUGGAGUUGUUGUCGCCAUUUCCAUGCGGAGUGUCGACAAUUUCUUCUAGGUCUGUUGUUGGUGACAUUAACCUUGUUCCGUAUUCAGGGAAAGGCAAGAAUACGCGUAUCUCAGAGUAUUCAAGUGUUGUGACAUUUGAAAAAUCAAAACCCACCUCUUCAAAUUCUGAAGCUUCAGAAACCUCGUCAACUUCUACAUCUGCCUACUCUAGUCUCUCAGAAUCAAAACUGGUAUCCCAUUUGCGGCCAGAGUCAUCUAGUUUCUCAUUCCAAGGUCAUGGCCCCUUGAAACUCGGUGGUAAGCGACCACUGAGAAAUUCCUUGACAUUGCCUCUGUCCCCUGUAUCAACCUCAGAAAGGUCUUCACCUUUGCGUUCAUCGAAUUCUUCGCCUACUUCACUGCACGGUCACAUGGAACCGUCUGCCUGUAAAAUGGAGCGGAAAAUCGAUUUCAUGUCCAGAUCAGGGAGUUCAGGUUAUUCUUCAAACAUUCCACAAUCUUCUCAGCAAUUGUCUCCGGGUUCUGUUACGACCAUGCAAUCCGUGAAACUAAAGAAAUUCAGUCUGUCUGCCUCGCUACCACUGUCCCUAAUGGCUCAAUCUCCGACCACAGCAUUAUCCAAGUUGCAGUUUGGAAGUAAUGAAAAUAGUGAUAACGAAAUGGAUGUGGAACAAACGGACCAGGGGUUUUCAAGUCUUGAUUAUCAUCCUAUCUACAAACAUAGGUUAAUGAAUGACAGUAUGGAAAAACUCAGCAGUUUUCCGUCUACCUCUUUAGAUAAAUUAAACUUCACCCCAUGCUUGUCGAGUUCAAAUGAAAACCUUUUAUCAAACAAUACGUCUCCGCGAACCACUGGUGUUAAGCGUCCGUUGAACAGUGAUCUAACAGAUCUGAAAGAUGCUGAUAACACAGAUUCUCCCACAGGCAACUCUCCAUCGGGUGGAAACAGUAAUAUUUUAUUAUCGCCCACAAGCCCCUCUCAGCAGAAGUCAUCUGUUCGUAAACGAGAAGGUCGCGCCAAGCGUACCAUGGCGCGACCCAACAGUAUAGCAUUUUCAACAUACCCGACCUUUGACCUCGGCUCCGACUGCCAGGAUUCGCCACAUUCAUCCGGUAGCUCAGCAUCUCAGGACGACUCGUCUGAAGUGUACUCCCAAAAUGGGAAGAAGUCAAAACCCUCGGAGUACAUGAAUGACGUACGAUUUAGACUAGGUCGCUACUCGGAACGCGAAGUGUAUCGUCAAAUCACCGCAGCAAUGGAGGCAGCAAUGAUGAAGUCCCAGGCCUUUGAGGUCAACCGGAAGUCUCGAAGUCUAGACGAUAUUCUUAGUUCGGAGGACGACAGCUCGGCGCCUAAUUCCCCAAAGAUUACCCGCAUAAGUGUUGCCACGCCGACUAUCCUGUAAGAGCUGAUGCGAUGCAUGCAACAUCCAGGCUGAUUUGAUAUAGUGAACAGGCUGUUACUUCUGCCAGACUACCUCCCUUGCAGUCAAUGCUAUUUACAGAAUUCCCCCUAGAAUCAGGCUGUUACUUCUGCCAGACUACCUCCCGUGGAGUCAACACAAUUACAGAUUUCAUCCCAGAAACAGGCUGUUACUUCUGCCAGACUACCUCCCUUGCAGUCAACACUAUUUACAGAAUUCAUCCUAGAAACAGGCUGUUACUUCUGCCAGACUACCUCCUUUGGAGUCAUUACACUAUUUACAAAAUUUCAUCCUAGAAUCAGGCUGUUUAUUCAAGCAGUCAAUCUCCUAGUACAAACGCAAGAAACUGGUUGUUGCAUUUUCAAGUUUGCCUCUGUCUAAUAAUGCAUUAUGCAACAAAAACACGUCUGUGAGCUGAGGCUUCUUACAGCCUACCUCCUGGAAAAUUUAGUGCGAACAAAUAUUCAAUCUUUUAACUACUACAAUUUCAUGUAAUCACAUUUUUAUGCCCCCAGAUCGAAUGAUCAGGGAUAUAUUGUUUUUUGCCUGUCUGUCUGUUUGUCUGUCUGUCUGUCAUUGUAUCAUGUGUCUGUCCCAAAAGUUUAACCUUGCUCAUAAAAUGAAAACUCUUGGGCCUAUGUUCUUUAAACUUCACAUGUGCAUGCAUUUCAUUGAGAUCUACAAUUAAACAUGAUUUGAGGUCACUAGGUCAAAGGUCAAGGUCACUGUGACCUUUACAUUCACAAAUAUACCAUUUUCUCUUAAAUACCUUCAGUUCGGCUUCAAAGCGCAGUAGGGGGCGUUGUGUUUCACAAACACAGAUCUUGUUUUAUAUAAUGAUUUAAACAUUUGUAAAAUAAUAUUACAUUUAAAGAUCAUUCACAACAUACUUAAAUUUUACAAAUUAAUGUUCUUAGGUAACAUCUGAAAUUGGAUUUCAUAUUUUAUGACAUUUUAUUUUGUCUUUUCCCAAAAAAUACCAACAUCAACAACUUGGGAGAUAUAGGGAAGCAGAGCACGUUCCAUUUAAACAGUAUUUUUUUGUUUUAUGUUUAAGUGAUACAUCUGUUAUUUAUUGCUACUUUUCUGUUAAACCUCUGUGUAUAGUUCAUGUUUUUAUAAUGUAAAAACGUUGAUUAUUCAAUGUUUAUUUUAUUUUUAUAUGUGAUGAUAAAAUGUCAUUUUUUACUACCGCUGUGUUUAUAAUGUGAAGUACGAAUAGGAUAUUAAGCAUAGAACAGACUAAAACUGGACACAUUUCUCACAUAAUUGCAUAAUUAUUACAUAGUGGUAGAAGAGUGAUUAAACUAAACCAUAUUUUUACAGUAUAAAUAACUUUGCGAAAGUAAAAAGUACACAUUUUAAAUUGAAUAUGAAAAGCAUCAAUACCUACCGGUAAUUAUAACAAAAUACUCCUGUCUGUGUUUAAUGUCUUAUACAAACCUUUCAAAGAAGUCUGUUACAUUUAUUAAUAAAAUGAAAUAUUAAGUUAAACUUGACUAUUAAUAUAAAGUGCAACUGUUAUGAAAGUUGACACACAUAUAUUCUCUAAGGGAAUCAAGACAGUACAUUAUAAUUUUAUUAAUAGAAUGUUAACAAUUUGAUUGUUACCUUAAACCCCAAACAAUUUAAUUGCAUCUUUUUUUCAAUGACCUUUUAUUCAAUUUCAUUCCACUGCAAGUUCUUCAACAUUAGGUUAAAUCAAUAAGUUCUCAAUACCAAUGUCUCAUAAAUCACAAAUAACCUGCUAAGCAGAGAGCAUAAAUGGAAUCAACAAAUUAUAACUUUAUAGAUGUUUUCCGGAAUGACUCUCAUAUUGAUUUGAAAUACAUAAAACAUUUAAAUUGAUAAUAUGAUCUUGUUUUUUUUUUAAUUUCUUUUCUUGUAAAAUGUGCCAAUGCGAUAGUUGAAAGGGGCGUCUGAAUUAAAUCAACACUGGAAACAAAGAAAUACAUUUUUGUAAGGAAGAAAGUUUUCAGUCAUGUAAAUUAACGUUACUAUAGUUCUUUAUGCUAGUAAUUAUUAUUUACAAUGCAUUUGAUACGGCUUUAAGGAUGCUAAAUCUAUAAAACAAAAGAGCUUCUUUUGCAAACCAUACUUUUUUUAAAGAUUAACAUAAUAAAUGACUAUUGGUACAAGUUCGAGUCAUCUUAAAACUUAAAGAGUAUUUAAUAUUAACUAUUAUUCUGGUCUUAGGCAUUAACAAAAUAACUGUUUAAUAUAGACAGUAGGUGUUUAAUCAUACUUUGUGGAAUGUGAUACAGUGGCAAAAAUAUUGUUUGAAAUUAGAGAUAUUCCAAUAAAUAUCUGAAAAUACACAAAUUUAGCAUCUUUAAGUGACUGGUACUUCAACCUUAUAUGAUAUAAAUAUGAUUCACAUAUUAUAAGACUGCUUAUGUAAAAGGUUUCAUUUUGAAAAAGAUCUAUAUAUUUUAUGAUCUUUUGCAAAGCAGUCAUUAUACUGAGUGUUGUCUUUAAAACAAUACGGAGUAAAAUAAUAAUUGAGUGUCAGACACUUUAUUACUUGUUUGUUUAUUGAGAAGAAAAUAUAUAAUUUCACUUCUGUUGUUGUUGUGAAUUAACAGGGUAGACAAUGAUUUUAUAUAAUAACUAUUAUAUAAAUACAUGUAUAUUAUUACACUUGUUGAAAUGAAUAUAUUGUUAUUGUAAGUAUUGUUAUUGUAAAUAAGUACACUAAUUAGUAUUAAUUGUAUACGUGAUUUUAUGUGCAAAAGUCAUUUUGUUUUAAGUGUAUCAACCUAUAUUUAUUUGACACCUGUGACUGUAUAGCUAUAUUAUGAUGAUAUAUACGCAUUGUUUCCUAAAACUGCUAAUGGAUUUAAUAGAUAAAAAAAUAUGUUAACUUAAUCACUGAUGCACUGAAAAAAUAACACAUACCAUUAUAAACUUAGCUGAACGAUUUUCAUCUUUGUUAAAAGCAGCAAACACAUGAGAACAAUGGAACCAUUUUGAUUAUUUUCAGAGUUCAUAUAGUUUAAACCUAUUUAUUUUAGCUUGAUUGCAUAGAAAGCUGAAGGCUUAUUCGAAAUGCUUUCGAGUCCGUUUCCUGGGACUAGAACCAGUACUUGGUGUCUAUGAGUGAUGUUUAAAGAUCGCUCCCACAGUGGGGAUCGAACCCAUGAUCUCUCGAUUGCUAGGCGGACACCAUAUCACCUACACCAAUGCAACCUAUAAGGUCAUUUGAUGUUUAAUCCUAUUCUAGUAUACUCUUAAGUGUUAUUUUUUACCAAUAUCUACAUUGUUGAUUUUUGUUUGUUAAAUAAAUUAAUUUUGUUAGGUGUUCAAAUAUUUUUAUUUAUUAAAGAAAAGUAUUUAUAUUUCUUACUCGUGUUUUCAUUUUUGUAUUCUUUAAUAAGUAUUUUAAAUCUGUCAUGCCUUGUAAGGCUGUAAAUAUUUUUAGUUAGAUUGUUCAAUCAUAUACCGGUAAUAGUUUUGACAUGAUGUAUUGGCUAUAAAGGAUUUACAAGAUCAUUUAAUUCAAAUAAAUAUUUUUGUCAAGGUGAAUCGGAACUUUUAAAAAACAACAACUUGGGCAAAAUGUAAAAUAUAAUGGAGGGUUAGUACCAUGUACAUCACUUCUAAUGCAAGUAUAUAAUAGUACAAUGAAUAAUCUUGAUACAAACUUAGGAGAAAAUUAGAUUUAAGAAAGGAGGGGGACAAUUAUUUACGAAUAGCUCCAUCAUCAUGCAUGCCAGUUUGUGGACCAGAAUCAAUGUCAGGAAUUCUGUUGAAAUCAGGAGAAAACAUUUUGUUUGUUGUGAGUUAUUGAACAUAAUUAACUGUCUGUGUUUAUUUGGUCAUUGAAAAAAUGUGAUUUGCAUUUGUUUGUUUCUAUGAAAUAAUUGUUAUCGUAAGUUCUAUGUGUAGAAAAUUGUCUAAUAUAUUUCACACCAUCUUGUUUGUGAUCAGUCCAUCUUUCGCAUGUAGUUAUUAAAAGUUUUUUGAUAAGUAGACAUAAAUAAUUUUUUGAUUAAAUUUAAUAGGAAAAGCAAGUACAUGGCAAUGCUCAUUCAUAAAUCAAUUCUGAUAUGGAAUGCCUUAACUUUUUUGAUUCUUUCCUUUUGUCCAUGGCUGUAAUCAUGUAUGUUUUAAGUUCUGUCAUACAGACUAAUGUUGACAUAUUCAAUUAGAAGCAGGAUUUAACCCGAAGGGUAAAUCAAUAUGACAAGAUUUCUGUGGAAACAUUCCAUGCAAUGUGGAUGUAAUUCUUAAUGCUUGCCUCUUGCAGAUAAAACAUGUCACUGUGAUGAUGUGAUUUACCGUAUAAUACUGCCCCUUGAAAGCCAAAUGGUUCAAACAUAUAAUUAUACGUGUUAAAAAGGCUAAUAAACCCUUCUGGCUUUCACAAGUUGAUAUAUUGAAACAAUGAUAGCUCUUUAUUGUGCAAUAGGGAUAUCUAGUACUUCUUCAUAUAUGGAUGUUGUUUUGUUGGUUUUGUUGCCUUUGAUUGUUAAUCACUCCCACCUACCUGUUGAUUGUUAUGCAAUGAUUUUCUGUGUCCCUCAGCAACUUUGUUUCGUUCCCUUUAACUUUAAAUCUGCAGCAAAGUUAUACAGUGUAUUAUUGAUUACCGGGUAUUCCCUAUAAAGAGGUAGGGUUGCUUUGCUUUGCAUAUGUCAGUCAGUAGAUUAAUCUAAGUCCUUAGAACUUUAGUUUCCGAGUGAUAUCCAGGGAACUUUUUGCAACCAUACAAAUUGGUACAAUAACUUCUGCAGAAAGGAAAAUGUCUAUCAAUGUUUAGGUUAAAGGUCAAAGUCAAAUGAUAUUGUAUACAGAAAUUGGUUACCUCAUGAUAUGUAGAGAAUGCUUUGACCUCUGAUAACCUGAAUUGGCAUGAUUGGAGGAAAUAUUUGGGCAUAUUGAUUUUUAAGUAGAUAGGUCAAGGGCACAAAGGCUUGUAUCCAGAAAUUUGUUCCCAUUAACCCUUUGCAUGCUGGGAAAUUUGUCGUCUGCUAAAAUGUUGUCUGCUGAAUUGAUAAAAUUAGCAUUUUCUUCGAUUUUUUUCAAAGAAUACUAUCAGAAUAGCAAACAGUUUGGAUCCUGAUGAGACGCCACGUUCUGUGGCGUCUCAUCUGGAUCCAAACUGUUUGCAAAGGCCUUAAAUAUUCGGUUCCCGCAUUGUAAGGGUUAAAUACAUUGAGAUUGCUUGGACCUAGGAUCAUAAACAUUGUAGAAUGAACUUGGGUGGAAAGGAAGACACUGAUUAAAAUUAAUUCAGGAAUUAAGGUCAUCAUGCAAAGAGUCAAGGUUAUGAGACAUGCAUCAUGCAAUCAGUUCACACACAACAUCUAGAGAUUUCUUAAUAUCAUAUAAAUUAAUACGCUGGUUAGUCUUGGAGACGGAUAAAUCUUCAAAUCAAGCGAUCUAAGGUCAAGGUCACAGGGACAACUUUGCAGCUAGUAGGGGUUGAGGGUGAGGCAAACCUAUUUUACAAAUAUCGCUUUUGUUAUGGUGGUAGAGCCUGUAUAGAGCCAGUAUUUAUAAAGGCAAUCAUUUUUUUACACUUAUGCUUUCUUCUAUUAUAAAGAAAAUUCGGCCAUUUUUGCUAAUGCAAUUGUGAACAAUAUACCAUUCACAUUCUCCUUUUAGUGAACACUUAACAUUGGCAGUAGGUCAUGAAUGUUACUUUUUUGAACAUGUGAUAUGAUUGCAGAAACGUCUAUCUAAGCCUCUAACCCGAAGUAGAAGCACUGUUUAAAAUGUUAUAUAUUUGUGUUAAAAUAUUUAAUAUUGUUUUUUUAAAUGUUAGAUUACAUGCAACACCUAUUUUUAUGACUGUUGUUUCUAGUUUACUACCUCAGUUCUAAGUUCUUCUGGCAUAAUGUGAAUGCAGCUUACAGGGGAUCGUUCAGAGUUACACCUUAAGUUUAAAAAUACAUUGAAUCAUUUAAAGCUUGAAAUUACAAGAAAACGACACAUCAUUAUAUCUGGACUAACCAAAAUUAAUAUGCUCUGGGAAAUUAAAAAAAAAGUAUUCUUAGAACUAGUCUACAAUUUCCGAAUUGAAAGUCUGUCACACUUAUGGUUUGAACCACCUUGAACUUGUAUGCUCUGUAUUUCAUCAUUUGUCUAGGCAGUAUGGAUCGUACAAAUAGAGGCUGAAUGUUUUGACCUUGAUGUAUGACCUUGACCAUACGCCAGCAUUACUAAAAUCCCGGGCUAUAGGAGAUGUGGAACAGAUACUAAAGUGUUACAUACAGACUGACUGAGGGAAGAGAGGACAAAGGGCAUAAUUAUAAACCCCCUACUGCUUUGUGAUCAAUAAAUAUUGUGUCUUGUUAAAGUCAACCUUUCUUUAAACACAAGAUUUUUGCAAUCUGUAAGAAAUGUUUUUGCAAGUGUAAAUUUUACAAUCUGUGAUCAGAACCCUUAAAGUGCAGGCUGCAUUUUCAAGAGAAAUAGUUAUAAAUCCCAAGUAGUUGUAUUUUUAUUGUCAUCAAAAUGUUAUGAUAGUUUCCACUUUAUUUAUUAAGUUCAUUUGUGCAUUAUUUGUAAAAAUAAAAUGUUGCUUAAUAAAAGUUAAACACAGGCAUUUCACAUUGCACCCAUUUCAUAAAAUUUUGUAUUGAACCAGAUCAUUCAAUGUGACGCAAUAUUUAACCUUUUUGAACAUAUCAAAUUUAAUCACUUUUGUAUGUGCUUCUUUUCUGAACAAUGACUUCUCAGUAUUUCUACAAAUUGUGUCCUCUUUCUCAGUAAAGAUUUUUCGUGAAUUUUGUUGAUUUGUAAUACAUCAAUAAACUGUUAUGUGUUAAA